GCAAGUGUUGAUGCUACGGUGCUCGCGCUACCGCAUUUAAGGGGAGGUAGCAGUCCGACACGGGUAGAUGGGGCCUCAAGAUCCACAGUGACUCACAGACAGGGCGCGACACUAGAUAACAAGGGAGGGAGAAAUGUGAUGGCGAUAAGCCUCGGUUACCUUGGAGGGAAGACAGUCACACGGUGUGCCAGGUUUGUCGUCCUACACUUUCGUAUCAAAGCAGGCCACACCAGCCAGCACAGGCAAGGCUAGAUGCCAUGUACAUUUCCUAGAAAACAACGGCCAAAGAGGAGUGACUAUGCUGCUGUACCAGUGUCCUGGGAAUACCGAUACUGGGAAUACCACUGCCCCACUCUAGCUGGAUUGUUCAACGACCACUCACGCAAGAUUUCCUGACGGAUAGAAUUCAAUUCAUCCCUCCAUGUUUUGGAUAUUCCGAUCAAAUGUGAAAAUGGUUCCAGCUCCCUAUCCACUUGUGUAUGUUUUCUGUUUACGCACUUUACACAUCACAGGGACUUUCAAAACCAGAAUGUUCUCUCAAUAAAUUGUUGGAAUGGUUUUGUCAUUGGAAACACAUCUGCGGAUCUGGAUUUGUACCAAAUAUGCAGACAGACAUUGUAUGUACAGAGUAACCAUGAGAGCAUUGCAUUAUAUGAUAGCAGUACAUAACUGCAAAAUAACAUCUCUGAUCCGAAGUCUGCCUGCACUACGUUAGGGUAGGGACCAGUUGUAGAGCAUUGAACAUCCAAAGCUGUCUUCCCCAAUCCUAUGCCCUCAAACACUAAUUUAGCACUAUACUGUACAUCGUUGUGAAAUUAAGACCAGUCAGCAUGCUCAACUGUGAAUAUAAGAACUCAGUUAUUCAGGGUAUUCAGGACCAGCCAAAAAUAUAUAUCAGGGCAUGAUUGUUCUCUGUGCAACCUAGGUGUCAAUACCGUACGUGAAUGUAUUUUUACUGUGAAAUCAUAUAAAUCAUGAUUUUUAACCCACUUCUUAUGAGCUGAAAAAUAACAUCCACUAUCUUCACACUUGAAAAAAAAUCAUACAGAUCUUGAAUCAGGGACAAAACUUUACCGGUCAGCUGCUGUUGAAUCAGUGCAGGGUGACGCCUUGGAACAUUUAAACUCACCAUUCCUGGCUAGCGCUGCUGCAUCAGCCCUUACAUUCCUGGCUAGCGCUGCUGCAUCAGCCCUUACAUUCCUGGCUAGCGCUGCUCCAUCAGCCCUUACAUUCCUGGCUAGCGCUGCUGCAUCAGCCCUUACAUUCCUGGCUAGCGCUGCUCCAUCAGCCCUUACAUUCCUGGCUAGCGCUGCUGCAUCAGCCCUUACAUUCCUGGCUAGCGCUGCUCCAUCAGCCCUUACAUUCCUGGCUAGCGCUGCUGCAUCAGCCCUUACAUUCCUGGCUAGCGCUGCUGCAUCAGCCCUUACAUUCCUGGCUAGCGCUGCUGCAUCAGCCCUUACAUUCCUGGCUAGCGCUGCUGCAUCAGAAACUGCAUUCCUCCUUCCUUUCCCUCUCUCAGGAUGAGCCAGAAGUUGGAGAAGUUGGACUUGGAGGCAGAGCAGCACUGCCAGCCUCUGGUCUACACCGUGGAGGAGCUGGAGUGCAAGAUUUGCUAUAACCGCUACGACAUGCGCACCCGCAAGCCCAAGGUGCUGGGCUGCCUCCACCGCGUCUGCGCCAAAUGCCUGAAGAAGAUUGUGGAGAACUCGUCCCCCAGCAUCGUCAGCUGCCCCUUCUGCCGCCACGAGACACACGUGCCCUACGAGGAGAUCUGGUUGCUGCAGGACGACAGCAACAUCCUGGCAAUCCUCACCUAUCAGGACCGGGCCAGGAAGAGUGGCGGUUCCAUCACCCCUGGCGGGGAGGUGCUGCUCACCCCAAGCAGCCUGAGCGGAGGUGGAGAGAACGCCUGUGGUGGUGGUUCUGGGGGUGACUGCCUCACAACCGGCGAGCAGUCGCAUAGUUCCUCCGAUUGCCUGGUCAUCACCAUCAUGGAGGUGGCGGGCGAAUCGCAGUCAUCGGUCUCCAUGAGCAUGCUCAAUAUGGUGCGCCUGUAUCGGCCUGCCAGCCUGGCCUCACUGCCCUGCCACCUGCCCGUGCAGAAGUGCGGCGCGUGGACCUUGCGCAACUUCCCCAGCUUCCUCAUCGGCGUCCUGUGUCUGAUCUACUUCUCGUCGCUUCCGCUGGGCAUCUACCUGCUGAUGAUCCAGCAGCUCAACCUGGGCAUCAUCCUGGUCAGCCUGGUGCCCUCCACCCUAGUUCUGUGUGUGUUCUACGGCUUUUGUCAAUGCCUUUGCCAUGAGAUCAUGCAGUCCAUAGCCACAUAGCCACGCCCCCACUUUACUCCCCUCCCCUACUCGACCCCCUUAUACCAAUGUAUGUCUAUCUGUGGACAUGACAUAGCGAGACCUGUAAAAGACCAAACCAAAUCACUGAUGCAUAUCUACAGUGCCGUGAAAAAGUAUCUGCCCCCUUUCUAAUUUUCCCUACUUUAUAAUAUUUUUGAUACUGAAUGU
Molecule: messenger RNA, 2516 nt
Organism: Coregonus clupeaformis (lake whitefish)
Lineage: Eukaryota; Metazoa; Chordata; Actinopteri; Salmoniformes; Salmonidae
Product: E3 ubiquitin-protein ligase RNF182-like
Exons: 3
Coding region: 1521-2327 (268 amino acids)
Source: RefSeq, a predicted model, not a curated record